AUAUGCGUAAUUGUGCGUUCCAAAUUUGUCAAUUAACCCACUUUGAUUAUAGAAGUAAAAUACGAGGUUACUAUCACGUAUGAGAAGCAUAGCCAGAGACAUCUGUUACUGGAUUUUUAAAGUAUGUGAAACAAAACAGUCUUGAUUUUCUUAAUAAGUACACUUUGUUGAAUCCAAAUCAGCCACAAAUUGCAGUGUGUGACGGAAAACGACAACUGGUUGUUUACUGAUACUGGAAAAUUCUCGUCCACGAAAAUAAAUAUUCCUACACACGGCUUUCAAUGAAAUCAGAGACAGUCAUCAAUAUAAUUGAAGUUUAUUCUCUAGCCACAUUCAGCUUGGCGAAAAUUUCUGUAAUCGAAAGCUAAUUCGACCUCGUUACGUGGACGGAAAAUUUAUUUCUUCCACGGAAAUGAAGCCUGGUACAACGCAUUUUUCUACUCGUGUGGGCCUCUGGGUUGUGGUGGUGUGCGUGAUUUCCGCUACAUUUCUGAUUUCCAACUAUCUGGUUGUUAAUGAGCGUAUUGCCGCUAUGGAAGGAAAACUAGAAAGUCUGCAGAGAGGUGAGAAUUUAAACCAAGAUGUUUCUUCUGACGAACAAACAGGUGGCAAAGACGAGCAUCAUGUCAGAAGAAAAAGAGCGUUGAAACGAAGAACUCAAGCGAGCGCUAUCGCAGAUUUUGAAAAACGACUUCGAGCUUUGGAGAAAAGGAUUAAUGCCAACAAUCGGUCUAUGAUGUCCCCAAGCGAGCAUAGUGAUUGGUGGUUUCUUGCAUAUCUUCGAGGGCGAGAUGGUCGAGAUGGCAGGGAAGGCCUCAUGGGUCCUCCUGGACCGCCUGGAAAGCCGGGUACCCCAGGGAUAGCGGGAAAACCGGGUGCACCAGGGCCAAAGGGACAGUCUGGACAUGGUACUAACAAGCCGGUUCCAGGUCCCCCAGGUCCUAGGGGACAGCAAGGUCCUAGUGGGAGCCCUGGGCGCCAGGGGCCCCAAGGGCCCAAAGGUAAUAAAGGGCGGGAUGGGGCUGGUAUUGCUGGAGUGAAAUAUGUCCGCUGGGGAAAGACCAAGUGUCCUAGCGGUGCUCAAUUGGUUUAUGAAGGUAUAAUUGGGAGUAGCCAUUACCGCCAUCUUGGUGGAGGAGGAGAAUACAUUUGUCUGCCAAAGGUCCCGAAGUACGACAAAUACAAGGACGGAUAUCAAUCGCACUCAUACAUUUAUGGCACUGAAUAUGAAGUCAGUGGGUUCAAUCCAUUUAAAAACAGCCUACAUGAUCACGACGCCCCAUGUGCAGUAUGUUACGUCAGCUCACGUGCAACCCAGCUGAUGAUACCUGCUAGGAAUGAUUGCCCCUCCGCUUGGACCGAAGAGUACCAUGGGUACCUGAUGUCGGAGUACUACAACCACAAACAGUCUCGCAACUUCAUUUGCGUUGACCGAGACGCGGAGUUUGUUCACGGCAGCCGUGCAAACGUCAAUGGUGCCCUUCUGUACCUUGUGGAAGGUCAGUGUGGCUCGUUGCCAUGCCUACCUUAUGUUGGUGGUAGGGAAUUGACUUGCGCUGUAUGCACCAAGUGAUGAGUCAACCGUGGAAAAGCUCUUCAGACACUAGUGGCUUUAGAUUUUCGAGAAAGCUUUUAAUAUUCAAGGUUUUGUAUAGGCUGAGGCUAAAAGAAAAGGGAAAAGUUUUAUUUUAUUAAUGA
Molecule: messenger RNA, 1698 nt
Organism: Pocillopora verrucosa
Lineage: Eukaryota; Metazoa; Cnidaria; Anthozoa; Scleractinia; Pocilloporidae
Source: RefSeq, a predicted model, not a curated record